UCCAAUGCGUCGGACGUACUGGUUGCUUAACGUCUCCUCCUAUAACACGUCAGUUUGGUUGGACUAUCGCAAAAGAAUGGGCUUCAAAAGGAAACAGCAGCAGAGCGUCUCUGUGAACCUGUCGGUUGUUAUCAUGUCUGCCUGGCUGAGUUAAAGUGCUGUUCUGUAGAGUUUACUGCUGCCAUGAUGACAGCUGAGCUCGGUUGUUUUUAACGACCUAAGGGGAUCUUUUUCAAAUUACACGUUCUCCACCGAACUUGGAAACUGUUUUUGGAUGACCCAUUUCAAGCUUUUUGGACUCCCUUUCAGCGGGAUCUUCUGAUUCAACCUCCUGACUGUUAAUCCGCCUCCCUUCUGACAACUUGUGACCUCACAGCUCGCUGUCCUGAUGUUUCGGUGAUAUGGGAGAGAGGUGGACGACUGAGACAUCCAUGGAAAACAACGAGAUCUCAAGAAUGUCACAUGUGAUGAUGUCCCCCUCAAGACAGAGCAAUCUUGAGUUGGCAUACUCUUUAUCCACCUACAGUGUAAUCGGUGCCUUCUGCACAGAGGAUAAUGUCCCUCAGUGUUUGUUACACAUCAAUCAGGAGCUUGCGUCACUUGGCCUCCCUGUGUGCAUCGAGGCCAGCUCUCCAGAGGGAGCUAACCUGAAUGCAGUGCCAGUUCUGAACGCAGUCUAUGAGCUGCUACAAAUUCACAGACGAGACAUGUGCACUUUAGAGGAGAUGGAGAAAGAACAGAUGAAGAAAUCAAGUUCUUUAGAUCUCAUUCAGAUGACUAACUCCAGACUCAAGGACCAGCUGGAGCUGUCCAUAAGGGAGAAGUCGGGUCUGUAUGAGACCGAGAGGCAGCUGCAACUUAAACUUAAGACUCUGCAGCGUUGCUUAAAAGGCGAAAAGGAUGAGGUUCAGAAGCUCCAAAGCAUCAUCGCCAGCCGGGCAUCUCAGUACAGCCAUGAUGCAAAGAGAAAAGAAAGAGAGGCUGCAAAGCUGAAGGAACGCCUCAGUCAGCUACUGAUUGACAGAAAGGAUAAGAAACUAGCUAUUGAUGUGCUGAAUAACUUGGGACGGUCAGAUGGAAAAAGGAGCCAAUGGAGGACGACAAAAGCCACAGCCAGCCACGAGGGUGAGAUGUACAAAUUCUUACUCUGUGACUAUGAGGAGAGUCAGAAAUCCUUGGUCCUGGAGAACGCUGAGCUUAAAAAAGUCCUCCAGCAGAUGAAGAAGGAGAUGAUGCAUAUCCUGAGUCCAUGCCAGCCCUCUUCCAGAGGAGCCACUGCUGAUGAAGAGCUGGCUGAAUCAGAUGAAGAUGAAAAGACAAGGGACUCUAGCAGGGACACACUGGAUCAGUCUUGUGAGCAUGCCAGGGAGCAGCUCACCAACAGCAUCCGCCUGCAGUGGAGGAAACUCAGGAACCACGUAGAGAAGUUAGAUAACCAAGCCUCUCAAGUGCUGCAUCAGAUGGAGUCCAACAAAGAUAUGAUUCCCUUUGAAACUCACCAGGAUGAAAUGGAGAGGAUGAGACAUGAAGUCCAGCAGUGCAAAGAGUUCAUUCAUGCACAGCAGCAACUUCUCCAGCAACAACUCAGCACCUCGUUUGAUGAUGAGACGGCAGCUCUUCUUUAUGACUGUUACACGCUUGAGGAAAAGGAGCGCCUGAAAGAAGAAUGGAGGCUUUUUGAGGAGCAGAAGAGAAACUUUGAGAAAGAGAGAAGGAACUUCACAGAAGCUGCUAUUCGCCUUGGCCGAGAGAAACAGGCCUUCGAAGAAGACCGUGCUGCUUGGUUCAAGAAUCACUUUUUAAACAUGACUCCCUUCACGAAUCGCAGAAGAUGCUCAUCAUCAGACGGUCAAAGCUCCUUGUCAAUCAUAAGUGAACCAGAGAUCAGGAUGUCAGUGAAAGCUCACAAGGCAAAGGCGUCAACCUACACUACAUUUUCCACUCCUAAAUCUUCACGAAGCACCGCUGCACCAUCCACUACAGACCUUUACCGAACACUCCGUCUGAUACCAGACUGCAGUUCCUCCAUGCAUUCAAAUCAAGUCUGGCAAGAGUCUAGCACCAAUGGAGAUGAAGAUAUUCGAAUCAAGUCAAAAAGCAGAGGUCUUCACUGUAGUGACUUGGAUAUUUUUGCAUUGGGUGAAGAUGACAGCCUCACUUAAAGGAACAUUUAUGCCUUUUUUUUCCCUGUUUUGCUGGAUUUUAGUUUUUGUUUUUAAAGCCUGUUUUAGACUAAAGGACAGAUCCACAAAGAACUGUGACCCUUUUUUCAGAGAUGCACAGAUAAUUCACCAAAGUCUGACGAAUAAGAAAUCACUUUAGCAAAAUGCUGCUGUCUUUUUUUUUUUUGUACUUUAGAUUUUAAGCUAUUGUCAUAUACCAUAGAUUAUGGUAAAUUGUUUUAAGAAAUAAGUUUUUGAUUUUUAGUAAAAAUUAGAACAUAUUGACCCCUUUUUGAAAUGUUUAUUAUUGAUUUUAAUUGAAUUGCAGAUGCAAAUCAGUGCCUGAUGGCUUAAUAAAGAAUGUUUUUAAUGAA
Molecule: messenger RNA, 2536 nt
Organism: Nothobranchius furzeri (turquoise killifish)
Lineage: Eukaryota; Metazoa; Chordata; Actinopteri; Cyprinodontiformes; Nothobranchiidae
Gene: ssx2ipa
Product: synovial sarcoma, X breakpoint 2 interacting protein a
Biological process (GO): intraciliary transport involved in cilium assembly
Cellular component (GO): centriolar satellite; ciliary basal body
Source: RefSeq, a predicted model, not a curated record